Spirometra erinaceieuropaei is the source of this 18829-nucleotide messenger RNA. The record is from the annotation of a GenBank genome assembly. NCBI's taxonomy places the organism in Eukaryota, Metazoa, Platyhelminthes, Cestoda, Diphyllobothriidea, Diphyllobothriidae.
AUGAAGUCGACACUCUUCACCAUUGCGCUGGUCACGCUUCUCUGUGCUGUUCAAGCAACUUUCGCGAAGGUGGCCGAACAACCCCUAACCGAACUGCCUCUGGAUACAAUUCAACUGGUAGGACGGAGUAUUUGUCAUCUGCCCGUUAAGUUUUGCUCCUUUAUAAAAAACUCUUGACUGACUACCUGGCACUAAAUACUCGUCUUGUGCCUAUUUUUAAAAAGGAAUCAGGAUUUAUCGGAAUGCAUUCAAAGUAAGCGACGCCCUACAUUAGGUGGGCUAACUUAUGAAAUGUCAACCGAAAUUUCCAAAUGCAUUCGCGUCUCGAAAAGAUUGAUUAAGUAUGGUUGUAAAAUUCAUCAUCAUACAGCAUAAUUCUAUGGUGAUCCAGUUACCGCAGGGAGCCUACUUUCAAAUGGACUUAUUUUCGACUGCAUGUAAGAAGUAUACUCUGCAAAAAAUGGCCUCUUAAGUAGCAUGCAAUUUUCUCAUUGAUUUUCGAUGCCUAAAAAGUGCAAUUAUAGUUCCUGAAAAAAUGUAUAAAAAUAUUCCUUUUUUGCUUAUUCGGUAGGAAAUAACGUCGUCUUUCAAUUUUAUACUCGAAGGAGGAGUAUUAUUCGGUUUUAAAAAGUUUCUAAUUGUGAGAUUGUUUAAUACCGUAAAGUGGCCAUUCAAAAAGCUUCAUGUAUCUGCAUUUAGCAAUGUGGUCUGUAAAUUUAGCAAUAUUUCUCAAAUCCACCGUUUAAUUUUAUGAACCCAGUAUGAUCUCCUCUUAAUACUGUAGAAAAAUGUGUGGUUUUCUGUACACGAAAAAAAUAUGGCUUGUAGUUUUGGAACCCUAGAUGCAAGUAUAACAACAGGUCGGGUUCAAAAUUAUUCGGGAACUGGAAAUAAGUCUUAAAACCGAAUUAUACUCUUCUUUCGAGUAUAAAAUUAAGAAAAAGACGUGAUUUUCUAACGAAUAGAUAAAAUAAUGGAUAUUUUUGUCCAGUUCUUUCAUGAAAUAUAAUUGAACUCUUAAGGGCUUCGAAUAUUAAUGAGAAAAUUGCGUUCUACUUAAGUAGUCAUUUUUGCUGAAGGCAGUUUUUACAUGAACUCGGAAAUAAGUUCAUUCGAAAGCCGGCACCCUGCGAUAAUUGGGUCAUUACAGAAUUAUACUGAACAAUAAUUAGUUUAUAACCCUACCUAAUUAAUCUUUUCGAAACGGAAACGCAUUUGGAAAUUUCGGUUGACAUUUCAUGAGUUAGCCCACCUACUGUAAGUGAGGUCGCUGCACUGAAAAGCGCGAAGUAUCAGAUUAAGUCAUGAAUUUUAGCUUACUGAUAGUGACAGGUAACUUUAAUAGUCACCUGUGUAUGCCAAACUCCAGAUACUCCACUGUCUAAUUCAUGUAUAUACAUAAUAACAUGAAGGUCACCACUAUCGAGAUACUUAACUCUCCUCCUGUGCGCCUGUGGCUGGCGUCAAGCCAGACUAAAAAUCGGAUGCUUCAGCUGUAAAAGGCACCAAUAAAUCCUAUGUGUCUUACAGACCGCAGUGUAAGGGUUUUAAACUGAAAGAAACAAUUUAGUUCCACUAGUUAAGUGACAUUGACACCUUAGCGGAAACGUUUUGAUUGCUUAUUUGCAUGCGUUUGCUCCAAGGAUAUUCAAUGUUUGUACAAAGGAAAGCAUAGCUCUUUAAGAAGAGGGAAUUCAAGUCGUUUCUCUUGAUCCUGCCGAGGAUUAUUGCAACUUUGUAAAUUAUUUUGCUUAGACAGAUGGACUAGUUCAUAUUUUGGAAUAGAUAAAUACUUGCCCUCUACUUAUUAAUAGUGAAAAACUUUUUUGCUCAUUGUGAAUGUUUAAAAGAGCGCUCUAUGUGCAAUCUUGGAAGCAAAUUCGUAAAUCAUUUCAUAUUUCUAUGAAGUAUAUUGCUAUCACUUACCUCUUUAAAUACUAACCAUGGUCCAUGUUGAACACUUUAAAUGUAACAUGAUAUAGCUAACUGGAAAAAAACUACGUGAACAAUCCUGCGAUCAUAGGAAAAAUUCAUCUAACUACAAACUUCUCACAACAGAACACUUCAUUAUUUUGAGAAUUUGCUUCAGGUAAAACGUGUUUUUGGACGGAAUUCCUAUAAGUUGCAAUCAAUAAAAAGCACUCGUUACUGAAGUUGGUGUUUUUUCUAUAUCAAAAUGCGGUUUGCAGUGACGGCUGCAAAGUCAGUUAGCUAAAAAUAUGCAAGUUGCCGUGCUUGAGUCAAUUUAUACUAAUUUUUAUUCAAUUCGUAUCGUAAAUUCCCUUGAAUAAUGCUGGGUACUUAAGAGAAUGGGGAGUUCCUGUUCUACAGAUGGCCUUUCUUUAAGUUCCAGGGGGUUAAGCGCCAGAGUUAAUGUCCGGGCUAGGGGGGUUAGGGUUAGAUUUAUGGGAAUAAAUUUGAGCUUUUGAACCAGAUAUCCCACCUCGUAAUUCAGCGAGACCACCUGCGGUACGAAGGGGAGGGGGUAAUUUUUCUGCGUCCGACCUGAACAAUGUACUUUAAAGUAUCCUUGCAGUUAUGGCAUCUAGUUUAGCCAUGAAAUCUGCCUUUGGUCGACUAAAACUUCCGUCCGGAACCUGUCAUGUCCCCUCUACAGAUCCCUGAUCGUAGUCGAAAGGAAAGUCGGGAGGCUUUGCGUGCUCUGGGUGCUGAAAGUGAGACCGAUCUGCAAAGACAUACCUUCGCCUACAACGCCGACCUCUACUCAAAUUGGACGGAGUGAGGCAACUGUUCACGCUACUCCUGCAAGCAGCUUCGUUUCCGUCAGUGUGUCGACGACUCCUUCACCAAACGCGUCGCUAACCCUCGAAGACGGAACUUCUGUCCAUUCAAAUACAUCAGGGAGGAAAGAAGGUGCCCAGAUGCAUCAGAGUGCCUUGAAAACGGUGUGUGGAAUAUUAUCAUUUUUAAACUUUUUAACCACCUGCUUGCGUGAUUUCUGCCGGUAUGUAAAAAACUGCUGGUUGUCAGUUAUUUUACGGCAUCGUUACUAAUCAGGGUGGACGAAACGGACACUUUUUUCCGAUCUGUCUGUAGCGCCAUCUUGUUUAGUCGGUUUAAGUCAGUUUAUUAAGGGAAUGAGGCCUUCGCCCUUGAGCUCCCUACUCAUAUCAAUAAACAGAAGUAGAAUCAAUUGUUACAUCAGUAAAUCUGAAAGUUCAGAAGUUAACGGUAAGUGUGAGUCAGGUGCGAACUGCCGCCACUAACACAACCGUGAUUAUAUGUACAGUAGUGUCUCAGUAAAUGAGCGUCUGAUCUGCACUUAAAGGAUUCAACAGUUUUGGAAAGGACCACCGCAUCAGGGUGCCCAUUCCAUGCUGCAAUGGCCCCCAUCGUGAGGGCGUUCCAUCGGACGUCCGUAUGAGCCAGCUUUCUCCGUAGUUUAAAGGGUUGGCCAUGCAGACGACCAGUCCCCGCCAAUGUGAGGGAUCCGUCAAAAUCUAGGGCACAUUCACGGCCUCUGACAGUCUUGGAGGUUUGAAUGAGUUUGCCGCGAAAUUGCCUGUAAUUGAGAGGAAACAGAUCUAGUUCGGCCAGCCUGGUUUUCUAAGGCAGAUUCUUGACCAUCUUCGUAGCUAUCGUCUGUACUCUCUCCAUGUUGCAAAUUUGCGUGCCUCUUUUUUUAAAUAUUCUGAUUUUCCAGCUUCUGCUUUAAGGGAGUGUUGUUGAUUAAGUCAUCAAUGUUUCAUCCUGCUAAAUUGUUAUAAGUAGCAUAAUAUUCUCAAGUUGCUGAGUUGCAGAUUCCAAAAGGUGUAAAUUCAGAAUUUAAAGUUAUUUUCACUUCCUUUUCACCCAACCCGAAUGUUAGGCUGUCCAAUGGCCCGAUGUUCUGCAUAUCGAUCCAAUGAGGAUUUCUGUUAUAAGCAUGCUUAAAGGAAUUUUAAAAUUUUGUAAGCGGAAUGACAAAUAAGUAAAUAGUCGUAUAAUCCCAGACUCCACAGAAGACUAGCAAUGCAGUUACAGCAUUCACUUUAAUUAUCUGCCAACGGUUCUCCCGCGAACGAUCUGCAAUGAAGACCGUGGAUGGCCACACACUGUUGAUUCAGACAUCAUCGGAGACAUGCGUUUUCAUGAAGAAUGCACGUAAAUGGUGAGGAAAGGUCUUCACCUUACACGGGGGGACACUUUGUUGCUUCUUGGUGAUCACUGCUGCCUAACAUAACUCCCAUCGAAAACCGAAUUCGGUGGACGCUGGCAUUACGAAUAAGUGAAUAAGUGAAUAGACUGGCCUAAGAGAAAAGCACCACCAUAAUAAAAGGACUUCCAAACAAGUGUAAACAGUUGAUCUCGCAAGAGCAUACCUUAGUAGUAACGCGUUUUUUAGUGGUUUAGUAACUCACAACCAACCACCGAGAGUCAGUUUUUAGGAAUAUGUAGUUUCUAGUGCGGGAGAAAGGGCACCACCAUGGUCGCGGUUUUUUGCCUUGUUUAAGAUUCGGAAUUAAUUUAUUUUUUCUGUAAUGUGCGUCAGUUUGUGAUGACCAGUCGAUGCCUGUUUGUAAUGCAGGGUCCGUCAAGCGUGCACCCGUUGCAGCUAUGUCAAUCCGCUAUUAUGUUUAUUCGAAUUUAAUAUUAGCUGGUCCUGCCCGAACGUUUUCCAACACCAGUGACCGACCUCAUUAAAUGCUAGUCGAAGCUCUGAAAUGUGUUUUCGAUCAGGGAGGGUUACUUAUGUGGGACUGCUCGUCUUUUCGGCAGCUUGCAAAAACCAGACUCGGCAAAAAUGAUAGCUUAAUUGAUUUAUACAAAAUGGAUACAGCUUCCUCGCAUAUUGUGCUGGAAGAAAAUAUAUCUUUUGAUUUUUUAAAAAAGGUUUUUUGGUUCUCGAAUGAUUUUGAGCUCAAUCUGCACUGCACCUGCGCUAAGGGUCCCGAGUCUAUAAACUGUAUGCUUUUUAUGUUAAAAAAUCCUUUUAAAUCACUAAGAAGAUAUAAUACAGGGCUCAUAAAAUGUUGCAAUGGAUGAUGCUCAUGUUCUAUAAUUUAGGAGGAACAUUAUUAAACAGAGAAUUACAAUAAUAUUUGAAUGGAAAUUGCACGGUCUUAUAAAUUUCAUAAGAAAAAUUUUUUAAAAACAAAAGACAAUUUCUCCAAGCAAGAAAAGUUGAAAAAAACUUUGGUUCCCACUUAGCGGUUACAAAAAGGGACAUUUUAGUGAAUUUCUUCGAAAAAUGUAUUUGCAUUUUUAAGGGCAUCGGAAAUCAACAAAAGUGCAUAUCAGUUAAGUGACCGUUUUUGCCGAGUGCAGUUAUUACAGGAGGUCAAAAAGAUGUACAUUUGAUGGCCAACGUCCAGGCGUAUUCUGAUUAACGUGGGAUUUUGCCGUGAGAAAAUCAAUACUACAGUCCCACAUAAGUAAUCCUUCGAUUUCAGAAUUUCGGGUAAUAUUUUAUGAGCUCAGCCACUAACGACACAUGCUGUUAUCUGAUGUGAUUCUACUUCCAGGUUGGUCGAGUCAUGUCUCAUGUACAGCAGUAGCUUGUAAUUUGGUGUCUCGUCUUCAUAACAAUAACAGUAUCCUCGCGCUUUGCCUUUCCCUCUCUUCUACAGCCGGACCGUCGGAGACGCUUCGACGUCUUUCUCUAACUUGUGGUAUUCGCCCCGCGACGGAAGCAGCACAAUCCGGCGGUCCUGCUGCCAAAAGAAACAUGUGGCCAUGGCAUGUGAGUGAGACGUCCUUUUCCACUCCUUUUUGACCGGAAACUUUCGAGUGACCACACAUGCACUGAUGGCUAUCUCCACAUCAUGCCAUAUCUGACUCCUAUGCAUAUAUUUUUUGGUUCCAAGUUCGGUCCCGCCAUGACGGAAUAGAUAAAGGAAGACCCAGGCCUGUCAGGUGAAUCAUUCAUUAUUUUUAAUCAGGGAAUUCCUCUUUGAAAUCAUAAUGAAUCGCUCAGGAUAUCACAAGACAAUUUAACCACUGUAACCUAAAAUGACUAACAGAAGGUGAAGUAGUGUUUCCUAUAAAAGCAUUUUUUCUGGAUACUGUACAUUUCAUCUCUUUGCCAUCUCUUUUCAUUUUGUUGUCAUACGAUGAUUAGACUGUAGGGAAAAUGGAAAUUUACAAGUGGCUAGGAUGCGGUUUAAUGUCCUUAUCCAUUGCUAGAUAACUAAUUGCAGUCACCAUAUCAUUAAGAAUCUUUAGCGUUGUAGAAUCACAGUAGAAGGGGCACAAUCAACUGCUAGUUUAGUCGGGAAGGAUAAAUCACAGAUACCUGCAAAUUACUUUGUUGACCUCUGAGGAAAGUACCCUGUAAUGUAGCGUUAUUUGGCCGCCACAGGUGAGGUUAUACAAAGCAAAGCUCCCUAAAGACGAGGUGGAAAAAGAUGAUGCAGAGAAUAACGACGGUGACGACGAUGACAUUGCUGAUGACGACGAGGAGUCAUCAAGUCAGCCCGUCGAAUCUGAGCAACAGCUGGUGUGCGGAGGUAGCCUACUCUCGCCAUCUUGGAUCGUGACAAGCGCUCACUGUCUCCGCCCAAUUCUUCAAUCAAAGGCUGUGCCCCUUGGAGUACCCUUUAAUAUGUCUGGUAUGGUUGCUCGCGUUGGUGAACAGCCUCGCGCACAGAAGGGGUCUCCCGGAAGCGAGUACAGAGUUGAAUCAGCAGUCAUUCAUCCCGACUGGUACCCUCGAUUCCACGGCCAGAGUGGUUUUGAUAUCGCCCUGUUGAAGCUUGCAGUUCCGGUGUCUCCAGGUGAACAAGUUGGCCAAGAUACUUUUAAUUCUAAAAUACUGCGCUGACCACUGUCAAAAAGGUCAACCCCUUAGGAGUGAGGUAAUCGCAAAAUCACAAAAACAAAAUUAAUGCAGAGUUCAAAAUGAUCACAAUUAAAAUCCUGUUAGAACCUGUAUUCUCAUCCGCCUUUACUAUUCCGUGUAACUUUCGUUUUAAAAUUGACCUCAAGUCAUUGUGUAAAAAUAUGGCCGUCCCGUUUUGCCUUGGAAUCUUAGCAGACAAGCACACGUUGACGAGAAAACAAUACUGGAGGCGUUUUAACUACAAAACAGGCCUGGGCAAUAGGAUAAUUUAUGGUCUAUUAGUUAUUUUAAGUCGGUGAUGGAUCCCACGUUCCGCGUUCAAAUUUCAGGCGGUUUUGUUUGAUGACGGUCAGUAAACCAGAAGAGACUACCUCAAUUUCCAUUGCCUUAGUCAGUGUUGCUUCUGGUAUGAUUUUGAGUCGUGAUGUCCCUGCCUAUGAGGACUCUAAAUUAAAAUCCAAGGCGCAAAGUUCCAGGCAUGUGCCGUAACGUACUGUUACCGAUAUAUAUAUAUAUAUAUUUAUAUGAAUAACUGAUGUGGUGUGCAUUCCGAGGUGAUAUAAUGAGAAAGUGAAGGCUCUUCGGAAUAUUGAGUUGUACUCGUAAAUUUUCAAGUCGGUGACACCGACCCGUCGUCAGACGAAAUGAACAGAGGGAAAGUGAAGUCGGCAGACUAGGUCGGCUGGUGCGACAGGACAGACAACGACAAACAGACAGCUGAUGGGUGAGAGGGGUGGGCACCUAGUUGUGGCACGCCGUGGGGCAGGGGAAGGGAAGGAAGAACCGUUAGGGCUCUCAGUGUUGGAGGCGGUGAAAACGUGGGGGGGGGAGGGGGGGUGGGGAUUGCGAGUCAGUGGGAAUGCGGGUGGCUGGUCGCACCAGCCGACCUAGUCUGCCGACUUCACUUUCCCUCUGUUCAUUUCGUCUGACGACGGGUCGGUGUCACCGACUUGAAAAUUUACGAGUACAACUCAAUAUUCCGAAGAGCCUUCACUUUCUCAUAUAUUUAUAUAUUUAUGUAUAUAUGAAAAAUGAGGUUCUUCGGACUCAUUAUAUCGUCUCGGAAUGCAAAACCACUUCUACUCUAUAUAUAGAUAUACAUAUAUUUCAAGUGAAUAAUUUCAAAAAAUUAUUCAGUGCAAGACUUGAAGUUAAAUCUCCGGGACAUGACUUUGUAGUGUCACAGGCGAAAUUUCAAUGAACGUUCGAGUAGAAGACAAUCAACUACUGUAGAAUUGCAACAUAAUGCCCAUUCAAAAAACCAGUACUACUACGAGUAGUAUGAAAUCCGUAUGGUAAAGGUAUUAUAGCAUACUCCGACAUAGAUUCUUGCUAAAAGCCCAGACCUGUAUUUCGCGUGUUUCACGAGUAAUUUCUGAUGUCAUUUGCUUGAUUAUUCUCCGGAGUUCAUAUAUCAGAAACCGCUUACCGAACGCUAAAAGUCCCAUUGAAGAGCCGAACCCAUCGCAGCUGUGUCACGCAGCAGCAGUAUAUCGGCAAAACACGUGUCUGGGCUUUUAGUAAGUAUCUGUGUCGGGAGUGCGGCAAAAUACCAUUUGCAUAUAUAUAUAUAUAUAUAUAUAUAUAUAUAUAUAUAUAUAAGAAGAAGAGACGAUCUUGGGAACCAUAGUUGUAUUGCCCUGACGUUUCAAAAGCAAACAAGCUUUCGUCGUCCGAGGUGAGCGCUGUACCACGCCUAACAGUAUUGAUAAGUGGUGAUGGUCUCCUUGCAACGGGUUUAAUUCCUGUCCGAGGGCCGGCGUUCAGGCGCUAGCCGUCAUCACACGUAUUUGCAUGAACCGUAAUUCUCGUCCUAGGCUGGCAAUCUUCUUUACGACCCUGAGACUGCUUGUGUUCUCAUCUGCCGUAUAAGUAGGCGCCGCGACUAUGGUGACGAUCACAUCCUCGCCAGAUCCAAGCUGAAGUGCAGCUGCGUUUGUGUCCCUCAUAGACCGGGCCGUAGUAGGGUUUCUGUCUCCUCGUAGCCCGUAUUUGCUCGCCUGUUCUCUGAGCUGCGUCCGGAGGGCCUGGCAGGCUUCCAGAAGUGCUACACAGCGGUUGAUGGAGUUCGUGACGGUGUGCCAGGUCUCGGUUGUUUCUCUGGCCACACGGUCAUUUCCUCGGCCAAAGAUUUCGACAUUCUGAAGGCAAAUAUGUGUCCAGGGUUUGGCAGUUUUCUGCAACCAGGGACAACGGGUCUAUCCUCUUAACCGCCCUCAUGUGUUCUCCAACACAGGUCUGCAGUCGUUUACCGGUCUCUUCGAUGUAGUUCAUUUGGCAGGAGCUGCAAUGGAUCCAAAAAAUCACGUUUGUUAUUUCACCGGGUGGCAGAGGUGUCUUAUGUCUCAUGACGAGAUGUCGAAUUGUUGAAUCUGGCCGAUGGGCAAUGCCAAUCCCCAGUAGCAUUAGGAGACGGGAGACUGCCUCAGAGACGCAAUCAAUGCAAGAAAGCGCUACCCAGAUUUUUGGCCGGUCUGUCGCUGGACUUUUACUCGGCACAGGCUGCCUGUUGCGUCCUUUGAGGUUGCGAGUAUGCCUGUUUGCCACGAGGAGGCGCUGGAGGUAGCGUAGUUCCGCCAUUUUGUCGUCUGGCUCGCUGCAGUGUGUUUCUGCCCUUGUCAGUUUUGUUUCCGAUAAACCAGUACGUCCGUUAACGGUAGCCGGUUUUUGCUUACCGUCUGAAUCGUGAACUGGAUAUCAGGCGCAACAGAAUGCAUGACAUUGGGAAAUUCUUUAACCAUUUCCCGCUUGAUGAUGACAAAGGUGUCAUCGACAUAUCGAGUCCGAAAGUUUUCCUAUAGGUCUCGAAGACUGCGGUCUCUACGUUUUAGAGAACUGCUUCUGCGACUAAACCUGAAAGCGGUGAUCCCAGCGGCGUCCCCUUGAUCUGUUCGUACACCCUCCCUUCGAAGGUAAAAAACGUCCUCAGGCAGAAUUUUAGAAGUUGAAUGAGAUGCCCCUGUUUCCCACUUUCGCCUGUCACGUCGUACUUGCUUAAGAGUAGUUUGCUAACCGUUUCGACUGUUAGGCGUUGCGGGAUCGACGUGAAGGGAGAGGUGACGUCGGAUGACACCAUGAUCUCUUCUUCGCUGAGUCGCAAGCCUUUGAACAGCUCUAGUAACUGAGUUGCUGAACAGACGGCCCUGCUUGCGUCCGAGGUGAGGGACCUUAGGUUGCGGAAUAGCAAUUUUGCCAGAUUUUAGGAUGGUGCACCGUGCGAUGACACGAUUGGUCCACUCAUCCGGCUGGUGAGACAACGGACGGUCGCGGUAACACGAACGGACCCGAUGAAGGUGCCAGCGUCACUGCCAUUUAUCCGGCAGGUGAGAACACAGGCGGUCGCGGAGUCGCAAAGAAAGUUGCCAGCCUAGGAUGAGAAUUAAUGUCCACGCAAACACGUGCGAUGACGACUAGCGUCCGAACGCCGCCCCGCCCCGACGAGAGGUAGACCCCUUGCAAGGAGAUCACCACCACCACCACCACCACCACCACCACCUAUAAAUACUGUGAGGCGCGGUGCUAUACUCACCUCCGACGAUGAAAGCUUGUUUGUUUUUGAAACGUCGAAGCAAUACAACCAUGGUUUACCAGAUCGUCUCUUCCCCUCAUUUAUGUCCGGGGACGCGCAUCUUCGCUUCUAUCAGCAAUACAUAUAUAUAUGAGUGAUAGGGUGCGCUCACCGAUCGUUCAUACGGAACUCACUCGUUCCGUUGUGCCUUAAGGGGCUCUCCCUCGAGCCCAACCAGCAGCCGCACAGCGGCGCAUGAUAUAUAGGCAGAAUGAUGUAACCGACAAAGACAAGGGAGACUGGAAUGGCCAUUUCUGGCUUGUUAGCCGUCGUCAGCCAGUUAUAACCAACCCCGAAGUGUGGGACACCCGAGGCUCGAACUCGUGACCUGUUGGUUUAGAAGUCCACGCCUCUACCCACUGGGCCACGAGCCCGUUGUCCUGUCGGUUUCCGGUCGGGAAUAUACAAUGGUAGGGAGGCUCACCGAUCGUUCAUACGGAACUCACUCGUUCCGUUGUGCCUUUCGGGGUCUCUCUCGAGCCCAAACCAACUUCGAGUUCUAAACCAACAGGUCGCGAGUUCGAGCCUCGGGUGUUCCACACUUCGGGGUUGGGUAUGACUGGCUGACGACGGCUAACAAGCCAGAAAUGGCCAUUCCAGUCUCCCUUGUCUUUGUCGGUUACAUCAUUCUGCCUAUAUAUCAUGCGCCACUGUGCGGAUGCUGGUUGGGCUCGAGAGAGAGUCCAUAAGGCACAACGGAACGAGUGAGUUCCGUAUGAACGAUCGGGGGACGACAUUUGAACGUUGGUGGCUAUCGCCCGCAUUCGCGUUGACCUUAGUUGUCGUACUGGGUUGCUAUUUUUGAUUGCAUCCUUCUGACCGCGUUUCUCUUCGUCUGCCGGUGUGGUGGUUGAGGCAACAGUAUUGAUGACUGCGCCUUCGUCGGGUUCGAUUCGCGGUGUAUCUACCUGUAGGUCCGUCGUAGGUUCUCCCGUGUUUGGAUUCGCGUCCGGCCUGACUUCGCGCUUGCUAUUUAUUUCGUUGAACUGCGGCUGGAGGGCUUGAUAGGCUGUCUCAAGGGCGACACAACGGUUUAUUGAGAUUGUCUCCGUGUGCCAGGCCUCGAUUGCUUCCCUGGCUACGCGUUCAUUGUCUCGACCCAGAAUUUUGGCGUUUUGGAUGGCGAAAGUGUGUCCACAGUCCGCGCAAUGUUCCGCCACCAGAGACAAUGGGUCCUUUGUAUUCACUGCCCGCAUGUGUUAUUUAAGCCGGGUUUGUAACCGUUUGUCUGUCUCUCCGACGUAGUUAGUUCCACAAGAGUUACUCUGGACCCGGUAGAUGACACCUUCGUUUUACCUCGUGACAGGGGUCCGUCGGUCUCAUAACUAAAUGUCGAAUGGUUGAGCCCGGUCGAUGAGCCAUCCCGAUCCCCAAAGGUCUUAGGAGGCGGGAAACUGCCUCAGAUACGCUGUCGAUGUAUGGCAAUGCACGCCAGACUUUUGGCUGUUCUGGCACCCGAUUUCGGCCUGGUUUAGACUGCCUGCUGCGCUCGUUGAAGUUACGGAGGUAUCUGUUGGCCAUGAAAGGGCGCUGAGGAUAGCGAAGUUCUGUCCUUCGGGUUCUGUCAUCGGGUUCGCUGCAGUGUGUUUCUGAUCUACUGUAGAGAGUUCACAUGCAGCUGCGUUUGUGACCUAACGGGCGUUUACUGUGAUAACUAAGGAUUUGGCGUGUGUUGGUAGCCUUCCUGUACACCGUCGUUUUUAUGUGCCCGUUGGGUUUUCGAUGAACAAGAACGUCCAGGAACGACAGCUGGUUGUUAUUUUCCGCCUCCAUCGUGAAUUGCAUGUCCGGAAAAACGGAAUUUAGGACACUGUAAAAUUCCUCCAUCAUUUCUCGUUUGAUGAUGACGAAGCUGUCGUCGACGUACCGAGUCCAAAACUUUGGCCUGUGAGUUAUGAAAACCAGGCUCUAUAGCUUUUGCAGAACUGCCUCAGCGAUUAAGCCGGAGAGAGGCGAUCCCAUUGGUGUCCCCAUAACCUGUUCGUACAUGGUCCCCUCGAAGGUGAAGUACGACUUCAGGCAGAAUUUUGGGAGUUGGACUACAUGUCUCCGUUUCACUGACUCGUCCGCCUCGUUAUACUGCCUCUCGAGCAAUUUGCUGACCGUUUUGAUGGCCUGGUCCUUGGGGAUCGCCUCUUUUUCACACUUAUGUCCGGGGACUCGAAUCGUCGAUUCUAUUAAUAUAUUUAUAUAUAUUGAUUGAAUAAAUGCUUGAUCUGCAGUGACAGAGAAUGACAGGUGGCGAGGCACUGAUGAACUUCAGUUCGAUGAAAUACUCAUGACCCAUCUGAUAGACCCCAGUGGUGGACCAACUGCGCCAGAUGCGUCUGUACGCAUGUUUCUGUUUCUGGUCCCAGCUGCUGGUGGUUAGGGUUAUGAUUGGCUGAAUGAAGGCACAAUAAGCCUGAAACAGUACUGUAUCAAUCUACCCGCAUUCUCCGUCGUCCCUCCUCGCUGAUAUCUAUAUAUAUAUAUAUAAUCAUCUUCAAAUUCAUCAUAACUUCGUAAAAUCUUAUGGACAUGUCCUAAAAUGAAAUACAUGCGUAGAAAAACACCUUAGCAUAUUCAAUGGGAAGUCGCAUUUUCAAAGCUUGAGCAUUAAACAAGUGUCUAUACGGAUUUUAAAAGAACUUUCCAAUAAUUGCGCACUUUAAAAACAUUUAAAGAUAUUCGUCCGCUGAUCGUAUUUGUCUCUAAUUGACGAUUGCUGUAGUAGUAAAACCUCACUUACGUACUCCUCUUUAUAAGAGGACUAACUUUUCAGCGCACAGUGUAUCCUGCGUGCACACAUUGAAUACCACCUACAGUUGUAAAUGCCACCGUGCAACCGACGAAUUUUUGUUUAUUGUGGUAAAGUAAAUAACCUUCGUACACGAUGAGAUGUUUAUGCGAAUCGUGUUGUCUGCCGGAUGUAUUCCAGACAAUCGCAGGGGUUUCCCUGAACCUAAAAAUAGACACCAAAUUCAAGUGCCUGAUGUAAGUGGCAGCGCCGAUUCGUUCUGUUUACGCUCCACGUCUAGAGUCCGAACAAACAAUCGAUAGCAACGUGGGAACAGUAACCGAGGGGCGCUACCGACAAAGACGAGAGCAACUGAGAUGGUUAUUCAUCGACCUUUGCGAAAAGACGUAAGCCAAUCGUUCGAUUGAGAGGGUAGUUCGCGCAAGAACGCCUGGCGCCCAUUCCCCCUAUCCUCAGCUUUAACAUUAAGACUUACCUUGGCCCUAUCUCUAUCCCCAACCUCAAUCCUGACCCUAAACUGCAGAAGCCAGUUCAAGGUCAUCUAUGAUACGGGGUGCCUAUUUUCGACCCCUAGCAAUAGGUCAUCAGUGUGCCAAUGCUUGCCUGUUAUUGCCAUCCCACGCUAAUAUGAUCAAGUCUAAAGAACGCAAAACUCCCUUCAUUCUUUGACAUUAAAUUUAGUUCGCCUCUCAGUGCCUUCUUCGCUGUGUCGGUUAUCUAAUCAGAAGUCAGCUUUUAGACUUUUUUGAAAUUUAGAUUUCGUUUAUAAUUACAUCCCUAUAGCAAGUUUUGUUGGUAACAAUCGGGAGAUGACACCCAAAAAAUCCGUUACCUAGAAAUAAUACCUUUAAGAGUGAACUCAAACGCCUUCAGGCUAUAUCAGCGGUUGCAGGCCUACUUGCACGCACUACUUGGACUUUUCCCGACGGCCUAACAUGGACUGGCCGAACGAACAUCGCAGGAGGUUACAUAGACGAUGCUCGCUGUUACCCAACCUUCCCCAUCGUUACACACUUACACCUGAAUAUACGGCAUACAUUCGCAUUAUGAUAAUUUAUAACAAAACGAAAUCACUUUUAAAUAGGAUAAGUCUCCACAACAGUUCCCAGGCAUCUGUCAAAGACAUGGUAUUUAGGCCAAACCAAAGACGAUACUGUACUUCGUCUAUGUGAGCCCACACAGCUCGACCACGUACAGGGCCUCCCUCAUAGAGUUCCUUUUCAGUCUACUCCAGUAUGCCUCAAUGGAAUUGGUGGGUCGUCCGGUGGUAGAGUCCGUGAAGCUCUUUGAGUGGUUAACAGAGAAAGGUGAAAACCUUCUGAGGGAAGACGAUUAUACGCCUUCCACUCGUCCGUUACAACUUUACUGCCUUUGGCGACCCAUUUUGUAAUAACGGAACGGAGAGCGGACCAACUUCAAUCAUUCACCUGUUCAAAUAGGGCUUUCCGUCGGCUAAUAUCAUACAUCCCGACCAGCCACCAUCCAUAAGGCCCCUAUUACCACCUGUCCCGUAAGAAAGGCUGCUUUGGUUAGGCGGAUUUUUUGGGUGACAUCUCCCGAUUGUUACCGUUUUAUUUUUCUAAGAUGUGAUCAGCAAAAUGCUACAAAAGCAGUUUAGUUAACUUAAUAGAUCCUACAUGCAUGAAUCACCCACGUCCAUAGGUCGGGGCGUAAUUGACAGAAAAACCCCUAUUCUGUCCUCUAAAGUGUAUAAAUCUGCAGCCGAUAGUCUGUGUUUUGACCCAAAAUACAACGAAUCUGUUUGCGUCAAUGACGGUUUGGUAGUUAAUUUAAGCUGGCUGCAUGGACAUGCUACCAUGAAAGACCGUUACAAAGCCCAAUGAUUAUCAUAGUUUUUCAUUAAAAACGGGCUUUAUAUAGGUCGCGGGAGCCUCGCAAUGCAAGCUGUUUGUCAAAGAACCCGAACCACGACAGCGUAAACAUUAAAACGCGGUAGGAUAAAAUUACUCUUAUCCUGCCUAAACGAUGAAAUGAUAAAGAAUAAUUUACCUUCAGUCAAGGACUGCUGGGGUCUCCAUUUAGGCCUUGCAUGUGUAUGCAGAGAUCUGAUGCAGAGAGUGCUCUGCAAGCAACGCAGUAAGCACGUUUUUCGAUUCAUGUCACCUUAUAAACCCUAAUAGGGGUCGACAAGAGGCAGGACAAAACUUUAAAAAGUAGUAACACUUCUAAUCGAGAAGCAAGUACGCAUCUUACAUAUGUUAUUACUGAGACCGUUUACCUGUCUCUUAUCUUCGUCGACACUUCCUCCUGCGUAUAUAACUGCCCUUUAUAUGACGGCCUACAAGGAUUCUAAAUCAUUGAACACACUCCCACCCAUUAAACGACUAUGUGUACUUGAAUGUGAACAUCUAUAUAUAAGCAUAUAUUUGCUGCACUCUCCUUGCAUCUCAAGAUGAGGCCGGUGUAGACACAGUCUGCCUCGCGGACACCAAUACUACGCUCUCAAAGAAGGACAAAUGCUACGUCGUCGGCUGGGGAGAUUCCGGUGCAAUUUCACCCUGUCCACCUAAGGGAAUUCUACGUCGUCAUCGUCUCGGCGGUCCGCGCGGGCUGUAUGGAAGACAUUACGCUUCAUUUGGCUGUCGCCACAGCCGGUUUUUACGCCAGAGAAAAGCUGCUGGAAUGGCUCCCAGUCUUGGGGAGGCCAAGGUGACACCAACAUCGCCGAAAAAGUGCGCGCGAUGGUCUUUGAAUCCGGACAAGGAGCACCUUAUCUGCGCUGGUGGAGUCGGCAAAGUGAGUAAACAUGAGAUUUUGACCAAUUAAACGAGGAAGUCAUCGGUUGAAUUUCGGAAGAAUGAUUCAAACUGCGUACAAUACGCACUGCUGCAACGUAAAUGGAGCCAGUGAGAUAUCACACACCCAGCAGAAGACAAAUGCAUAGGGUUUGAUGGUCCGCCUUACCUCAACUAAUCUCUGUGUUUCCGGUGAACUCAACAUGGUAUCUAGUUUGCGGCCGCCACUAGUAAAUCGGAGUAAUCAUGUGAGAAUCAUACAAUUUCUCAAAGUGACGACGUUUUUUAAACCGGAAUGAAUCACUUCCUUCAGGGGUAAAAUAUACUGAAGAAGUGCUUUUCUGCAGGUUGGAUAUCUAAAAGGCAUUAUCCAGAGAAAUAAAUGCAUCUAGACAACAAAUGUUCACGUUAAAAUUUGGUGCUGCAUUGAAGGUCCUAUGUUUUUCAACUCAGUUCCUGCUACAACAUGCCGAAGAAGACUGCCAAAUGAGACCAAAGUUCAGAAAAUCGAAGCGAAGUUACAAAUACAGUUAUAACCAGGGCUUGAUAAGCAAGCCAGGAAUGAUCAGUAGGGUUACAGGAUUAACUUAUAAACGCUUCAUAAAACCUCUACUUAAAACGUUUCUCGGACUUAUCACCAGUUCGAAAGGUACGAUGACAAAAAACUCUUGGCGGAAGCCACAUAAAAACACAAGUUCAAUGCACAGAUUAAUCUGGUUGGCUUGCUCACAGAGUGAAUUAUUCAGCCGCAUUGUGAGCCAAGUUUUAGAGGACCAUGACAGAUGUGUGCUACUACCGCAAGCAUGCUCCGACUGUGCGACCCACAAUUCGGCUUAAUGAAGUCGACAGCUGUCCUAUAGCAGGAUUCCGAUAGACAAGACUGGGGAAAUAACGUGCCAGCCACCUGCUCCCUCCCCCGCCUCCCAUCUUCUUGACUUUAUAUUAAUACCGAGUCCAGGUGGGAAGUGGGGAAGAGAGAGCGCGGUUGGUGCUGCGCAAGUCGACUAGCAUUACAAAAUAGUUCGCGCGCAAGUUAUCACGCUUGCUGCACUUGCUGCCUAGCACACGGUUGACAUCGUUCGAAUCGACGGUCGAACUGUCAUCUUCCUGCAAGGGCUCUAAGGAUUGUAUGCGUGUGCUAUGACAUGGCUCUGCAAACCGUGACCCUCACAACCUGGUAUGCGUUGGCAGACCUGUGGCACCUGGUUUCCUGCCGGUAGAUGCGCUUGCGCUCCCGUUGGGUAAAUAGGCCGUGUUAAUGGUUACUCAGUGACCUAUGUCCGUGUUUCCUCUUUCUGAUCAGUUUCCGUUGUUUGUUGAAAUCCUGACCAAGUCCUUGUUGUGGACCAGGGCGUGUGGUAGUAUGGCUGAGGGCGAGUCUGGCGGUGCCAACCACCUGCGCUCUCUCCCGUCUUCGGUCGUCCUGACUAUGUCUUGACAUCGGGCGCAGGUGGGGAGGAGGAAAGAGUGCGGUAGAUGCUGCGCAAGUUCACUCUCACUAUAAACUAACUCACGCGUGAGUCACCGUACCUGCUCUCACUUUGCUGUGGAACAGACAGUGAACGUCGUCAGAUGCGACGGCCGAAUUUUCAUGCUGCUGCGAGCGGCAUUACGUCUGGGGUUGAGUAGGUAUGACAUCAAGAUGGUGCUAGUUGUGGUUACGUGUUAUCCGUCGAGAGAGCGUACAGGCUGCGAGGUGGGAAUGAACGGCGCCAGGAGGCUUGGAGAGAGGGGAAACAAGAACACCACUGACAAGUCCCUGCUUGCUAAGUGAUCCAAGUUAACGUUGGUCUGCCUGACUGCACAGUCGCGACCUCCGAAUCACACUCACACACACCCAGGGUUCGGUAGAAAGCGUAACUUCAAGACUAUUUCACUGAAGCUAAAAAGUCAUCAGUAAGGCGAAAACAUGUGUGCCAAAUUUUAGAAGCAACAGCACCGACCGCCAACAAUAACAUAAAUUGCACGGGAGAGGGCAUGCUCGAAGGACACUGGGGAAAGUGCCGAAAACGAAAACGAGAAUGGAAGAACCUAGGCCUCCAGAAUGUCCUUCGCCGCAACCUCGGAGACCUGGGGUCAGACGUUUAAUCAUACUGGCCAAAUGCGGAUCCAAAGCGUUUCUCAAAUGAAAGAUCAAAGUCAGAAGACCUUUGCAGUUCGUACUAGUUAACAGUGAACAAUGAAGAAUGAGAAAAUCACAUGACGAAUCUAAAGUUUCACUGGCGAUUUCCAGGUCUAUGAGCCAAAGACGGAAGUAUGCUAGCCAGGUGCGCCGUGCUAGUCUCUGGGUGCACCGUUUCUUUUAUUUUUUGGAUGAAGUAAAGGAAGGAGAAGGGCAUUUUAAUAUUUCAUCCGUUUCAUUCCAGUUUCAACCCAGAAUAAAACUUCCUAUUUACUGACGUCGACUGCAAUACCCGACACUUAGUUAAAAUCAUCCUUGAGUUAUGGGAGGAUGAACAACUGCAGCAUUGGCGGUAGUUGCCGGUUUUCGAGCAUUAGCCAUAAAACAAUGCGCCUAGAUGAGGUUAUCAACUCAAUCGAAAAAGAUGACAAGUAGGAGUAAAAUAGGCGUCCAACAUUCUCAUUAUUUUGUCAUUUAUUUUCCAAAACAACGUUAGAAUUCGUCAACAAUUUCAUGACUCAAGAGCAGGCCCACAGUAGGUCUCCGCGAUUUCCAUAGUCCUAAGUCAACUUAAAUCCUUUUUUAAUUUGUACCUUUACAUUCCUUGUCGGAUAAUUCUGUAGGGAGGGGAAGGGGAUUUGAACGUGAAACAAAAUUGAUACGUCUUCCUUUAUCUCUGUUCCAUUAGGCUGUUUGCACAAGUGUCAAGGGGAGCGGUCUCUACUGCCACAAUGCAGAAACCGACCGUUGGUUCCUUCACGGAAUUAUCGGACAUUACUGGGGUCAUCGUUGUAGCGAAUCCCAUCGCCUCUUCAGUUCAGUUUCCAGCGUCGCCGCUUGGAUCCACCAACACAUUCGAUAA